CAGUCAGCUGUCACAAUCUGAAUACCGAGGAAAGGGAUCGCAGACGUCGAGAACCAGACUACCACUGCCACAAUGUCUAGUUUAAACUCCAAGUUUAGUGAUUACACAAUGACACAGCUCAACGAAUUCCUGGAGGACGACGAGAAACUUACGAAAAUGGUCCAGGAGAUGGAUGAGAUGCAGGAAGUCCAGAACAGCAAGGAGAAAACACUGGUCAGCAACCGAACCUUGGCAGAACAAAACCUUGCUCUGCAGCCCAGACUGGAGCUAAAGAAAGAGCAGCUCACCAAGCGCUACAGUUGCCUUCAGGAAAGCUUUGAGUCCUAUCAGCUCCGGAAGUCCACUCUUGACCAUAAGUCAGGAAACACUUCAUUGGAGACUCUGCUGGCCUUACUGCAGGCUGAGGGAGCUAAAAUAGAGGAGGACACAGAGAAUAUGGCUGAUUCCUUCCUGGAUGGUGACAUGACGCUAGACUCCUUCAUUGACGCCUAUCAGAGCAAUAGAAAGCUGGCACAUUUGAGGAGGGUUAAGAUUGAAAAGCUGCAGGAGAUGGUGCUGCAGGGCCAGCAGCUCCCCCAAGCACCCGUCCCAUCCUCACGAUCUCAGGAUAUGUCAGCAGCAGCCAGAGCCUCAUCCUCCGCUCAUCUAACGGAGUCCAGCAGCAGCUCCUCCCCUGCCCAGGCUAAGAGGAAACCUCCACCUCCUCCCACCCAGCCAGCCCCAAUUCUAAACAGCGCUUCUUCUGCUUCCUCCCAGCCUCCGGCCUUCUCAGCAUCACCGUACCCGCCAAUCCCUCCUAGAACAGGCCAACCCUUUCCUAAUGUCUCUUCUGGCUACCCCAACCACUUCCUAUCUCAGUACCCACCUGCACUGCCUCAGAGGCCCAGUCCUCGUAUGGCUCCGCAGCCUGGCUUCAUCAUCCAGUAAUUCAGAGCAGAUGCCACUGAGAAGACACAUUGGGUGUCUUAGACUUUCCACAACUGGAUCUCCUCCAGAAGCAUUUCUUCUAUGUCAUCAGCCUUUUGAAAAUACGACCCAUCAAAACACAUGGACUGACCUGCUCUGGCUGCUCUGCUAAUGUUUAGCUGAGGCAAAUCUCUGAAUUUGCACUCUUCUCUCUGUCGCAUCAACAAUCUAGACAAGAAAGAUGCGACAGCAUCAGCCUAGAGUGGUUCUAGCCUCAGUGUCUUCAGUAAAAGGGCCCUCUGCGGGCUGUACAGACACACUUGUGUUUCUUAAAGUCACUGAGCUGGGAUUUUUCAUUUAUCUGCACUUUCUGUCUCCAGAUAGUCUCCUAAGCUCUGCAUGCCCAUAAUUCUCUUGUCUCUCGCCCUCUGUCUGAUUUGUUCUUAAUGCUUUUAAAGGGCACGAAAUCAUUCAGACUGAUAAGAUAAGUCAUUUCUAUCUGCAGCACACUAAUUUACUAAUAAUGUAUAUGCAAGCAAUGAGAGACCCUAAUUACUGUGCAGCAAUGUAUUCUGGCCAAACUGCAACUAUACUGUGAUUUUAUAUACAUAUAUAUAAAAUCCACUAGGUACAUGGAAAUAUUUGAACUUCACUAUCUUUCUAUGAGAUUGUACUAAUAAUCUUGAUAGUUGCCAGGAUAGAAAAAGUGAUUAAUGUGGACAGCUUUGGUAGGUGGAUCUCUUUGUGCAUUUGUCUUAUGAGACUCCAGAUCUUCCUGGUUCAAGAUGUCUGACUGUCCAGUUCAGGGCACAAGUCACAAGAGAAUUCAGGGAGAGGAUUCCAGCAGAGCAAUUGUCACAAACAGCUUACCUGUUGACCCUUGCCUGAAAUGAAGGAUUUAUGCAAAGGCUGUAGAGUACACUCCAUAUGCGUGUCAUUUUCUGCAGGCUACUGCUGUUAUUAAACACUCCUGGUUGAUGUCCAUUGUCUUUAAAACUGUAAGUUGGGAUAAGAGAGGAAGCCAACACACUGGCUCUGAUAAACCUGUUCAGUUUUCUCUUACACUAAACACCAAAGACUCCCCACAUGUGUGUAUGUGCGUGUGCGCGUGUUUGUGUGUAAAGAUGUUGGCCCGACUUCUACACGGAGAUUUUGCAAGAUCACUUUGACUUUGGGAGGAAACUUUUUCAGGUGCAAUAAAAACACCUCUCUUCCCAAAGGCUGUAGCUCUGCACUGUUGAAGAGCCAAGAGUGCCUACACUUGAAAUUAUCAUGUCCUGCUGACAAUACCACGUUUCUCCAUGCUCAUCUGUAGCCCCCUACCUACCGUUAAAAAAAAGAAAACUGAUUUGAUUUUUAUUCUUCUGCAACUAUUGUUUGGUUUUACCAGAAGACAGUUUUAAGAACAUGACUGUCAUUUAAUCAGGUUUAGCUUCUUAUUAGGCACAAAGGGCAAGAAUAGAGUAAUAAUAGCUAGAGAUGUUUCAACACCAUUUUUCGCUUCCUGAUACCGAUUCAGAUAACAGAGCGUCGGGUACUGGCCGAUUCAGGUACCGAUCAGAUACCAGCAUAAACUUUCUGGACAGACUGCUGUAGAGAAAUGGCACAAUUGUAGCCCUACAGGGAGCUCAGAACAUAGCUCAACAAAUAGAAUGGUAAUGUUCAGCCUCUCUGUGACCCUUUAAAUUGUUUUUACUGCUAAUUAUUGUGGGUUUUACCACUAAAUAUUAAAAUAACAAUUACACAGAGGGACACAUCACAGCCUCUCUACCUCUCUUUCUCUCCAUUAUGCUCUAUUCCAGUGGUUGCCAACCGUUUUUCCCUAGAACCCCCCUAUUCAUACCUCAGUUGGGCCAAAACCUUGUAUCACCAUUUUUAAUCAUUUUAAUCCUUUUUCCUUCAUAAAUGGGUCCUAUUAGUCACCCUGUAUGCAUUUGAGUGGGCUUUAACCAAUUUUAGAGCAAUGAAAAGUGUCAAAAAGAUGCUGAUUAUGACCAUUAAAUGUUAAAUUAAUUUCAAAAUAUAUCUGUUUUUUUUUCCAUUACCUGAAAAGUUGUGAUUUUGGAUAUGAAGUUUUGGCCCAAUGCUAGUGAUAUGUACAUCUAAAUUUGACAACAUCAGAACAGGCAGGGUCCAGCACCCCCCCUUAGAUCUUUGGCACCCCCCUAGAGGUCCCUUGACCCCAGGUUGGGAACCACUGCUCUAUUCAGGCACUUGUGUUUAAGCAUGCACAGUUUGACAGCAUGAUGCGACGACAGAACAGCCUGCCAUUGAUAAACUACACUACACGGGCUCGACAGGCAGUCAUUAACAAAGCAUUCUGGGAAAACAAUGUGGCCACUAACAUUCAUGAUAGUGCUAAUAAAUGAUCAAAAAUUGAUUUAGUAAAAAACAAAUUUAGAGGCUACGAUAUAUGAUCCAACAGUCACUGAAACUUUAAUAGCCAGUGUCAUUUCUUGUCAUGUAUGACAACGCUGGCAUCGGAUCAGUGCAUUAACAUACUCACCAAUACCGAUACCUGCAUUUUCAGCAGUACCGGGCAUAUUUCUGAUACUGGUAUCUGAAUCGAACAACUUUAAUAACAGCCACGUGUUUAGUAUAACUCUAUAAUUGCCUUCUGAAAGAAACAAGAGACCAAGAUGUUUUCUGUCUAAUGGAGCUUUUGUUUCUGCAUCUCUUUUACUCCUGUAUUAUUUCUUUUCGGUUUUCCUGGGGUUGAUAUUAAGAUUUUUUUGCACGUGUUGCUGUUAAACCUUUUUAAUUUGUAAAAUAACAGGGCUCAGGAAAGUUUUAUGUCAUAAUUUAGGGAAACUGUCUCACCCUAACGUAAAGAAUAGAUGACGCAUACCUGUCAUGAGGCAAACCACAAAUUCUGCAAAGGCAUAAACAUUAACAUCUCCAUCCAACAGCAUGGACCAACUAACAACGGAUCAUUCUUUUCUGCAUGCUCUUUGUGUUUGGUCUGAGGAUUCCUCUGUAGUACUUUUUUAAGCUGUUGAGCUGCUUUUUACUUUCAACUGAUCCUCUAUAUGCAUUGUUUAUUAGUGGUUGGUGAUGUUUUAUGUAAUGUUGUAGGUAUUUACUUAGUAUAUUGAAUGUUUAAGUGGAAUUCAAUGUUAUUUUCAAAUUAAAUAAAUCUCAA
Messenger RNA from Cheilinus undulatus (humphead wrasse), 4048 nucleotides. RefSeq names its product VPS37B subunit of ESCRT-I a (gene vps37ba). Gene Ontology annotation, biological process: protein targeting to membrane; protein targeting to vacuole; ubiquitin-dependent protein catabolic process via the multivesicular body sorting pathway. Gene Ontology annotation, cellular component: ESCRT I complex. The coding region runs from base 73 to 927 and encodes 284 amino acids. The transcript has 4 exons. The record is from RefSeq and is a predicted model, not a curated record. Lineage: Eukaryota; Metazoa; Chordata; Actinopteri; Labriformes; Labridae.